This is a messenger RNA of Glossina fuscipes, 5226 nucleotides long. It is a transcript of the gene Ca-Ma2d, whose product is annotated as voltage-dependent calcium channel subunit alpha-2/delta-3. Gene Ontology annotation, molecular function: voltage-gated calcium channel activity. The record is from RefSeq and is a predicted model, not a curated record. Lineage: Eukaryota; Metazoa; Arthropoda; Insecta; Diptera; Glossinidae. Gene Ontology annotation, cellular component: voltage-gated calcium channel complex. Bases 97 to 3702 code for a protein of 1201 amino acids. The transcript is spliced from 13 exons.
AAACAAGAAAAGAGUGUUCCCUUUAUUUUUUAUUAAAAGCAAGUGAUUGUAAUAGAAAACGAACAAAAGCAAACACUUUAAGAAAAUGCUAGAAAAAUGCACCACUUUACGUCGUGUGAUAAGUUGAUGACACAUAUUUCUCUCGUUUUGACCGCAUUCCUGCUGUUUUAUUUUUUAUUCCUGCCUUCAACAUUGACAACCGUCGAAGCCACUCCCGAGGAUGAAGCAGUCGGAAAAUGGGCGACGCAAUUCGGUGAUGAACUUUGGGAAUUAGCUCAACGUAUGACAAAGUCUCAGGAAAUUAAAGCGAAAUAUAAGGAGUAUAACGCCCGAGUAGAACUGAAAAAUGGCACCGAACUUAUAAAGUACAUAACAGCUAAUGUAGGCAAAAUGUUGGCACGCAAAAUGGAUGCUAUUAAAUGCAUUUUACGUAAAGCUGAGUCCACCUACGAGGAGUUUGAGUACAAUGAAACCUAUGCGCUGAGCGAGUUUCAAUAUUAUUCAAGUAAAUAUUCACAGUUUGAGGGUAAAGCUAUAGAAGAACUGCCGGAAAAUAUGAGAGAAGAUGUACGAAUGUACUUAAAUUUUACUUUAAACCCGGAUACACAUUUUUAUAAUAUAUCUGUGGAUACCGAGCAUAGUUCCGUCCAUGUGCCCACCAAUGUUUAUGAUAGAGGUACGAAGACCUUGAAAGCUAUUAUGUGGACAGAGGAAUUAGAUGAAGUGUUCAGGCAAAAUUAUCAAGCAGAUCCAGCUUUAUCAUGGCAAUACUUCGGAUCCGAUACUGGCAUUUUACGUCAUUACCCGGCUUCGCAAUGGCAAGAGCACGACAAUAGCGAUAAUGCCGAUACCUAUGAUUGUCGCAAACGUUCCUGGUAUAUUGAAACGGCCACCUGUUCUAAGGAUAUCGUUAUUUUGCUGGACAAUUCAGGCUCAAUGGCUGGCUUCCGACGACAUGUCGGCAAAUUCACUAUACGCAGCAUAUUGGACACGUUUUCCAAUAAUGACUUCUUUACGGUUUUUAAUUACUCAGCCAAAGUAAGCGAUUUGAUACCAUGUUUCAAGGGGGCUUUAGUUCAAGCUACGCCUGAAAACAAAAAUGUUUUUAAUGAUGCUAUCAGCAAAAUGGAACCCACCGGAUACGCUAAUCUUUCGCUGGCUUACGAAAAGGCUUUUCAGUUGUUGAAGAAGUAUUAUAUACAAAGACGUUGUAAUGAAACAUCUACUUGCAAUCAAGCCAUUAUGCUGGUCACGGAUGGUGUGGCGGGCAAUACCACAGAAAUUUUCGAAAAGUAUAACUGGGGUAAUGGGGAAAAUGGUACUAUGAAUAUGCGCGUACGUAUAUUCACGUAUUUAUUAGGAAAAGAAGUAACGAAAGUUAGAGAGAUACAAUGGAUGGCUUGCCUAAAUCGCGGUUACUAUUCACAUGUACAAACUCUAGACGAAGUCCAAGAGGAGGCCUUAAAAUAUGUUGACGUUAUAGCGACACCCUUGGUAUUACAAAAUAUCGAACAUCCACCCACGUGGACACAUUCCUUUACCGAUAAAAGUUAUGUGCCAGGUGAAAAUGCAACAGAUACAAGGCUAAUGAUAGCUGUGGGCAUACCGGCAUUUGAUCGUUCCUAUAUGAAACCGAAUUCGUCGGCAAAGGCUCGUUUACUUGGUGUGGCCGGAACCGAUGUGCCUGUUGAAGAUAUUGACAAAUUGACCCUGCCAUAUAAGCUUGGAGUAAAUGGCUACUCUUUUGUGGUGUCCAAUAAUGGUUAUGUGUUACUGCAUCCGGAUUUAAGGCCUAUAACGACGGCUGGCAUUUUGAAUCCUAAUUACAAUAGCAUCGAUUUAACUGAGGUUGAGCAACUUUUUGAAGAUAAUUCUCCUCGUGAACCCGGUAGCUCUAUCUUAGAACUACGAAGCGCCAUGGUACGCCAUCAAACGGGUGAAUUUAAGGAUCUUAGCGUUAAACUACAUUACGAUAAAAUGCGACGCGUGUCGGAAGAGAAGCAAGAUUAUUUUUUUGCUCCUCUUCCUAAUACUCCAUUUUCAUUGGGCAUCGUCUUACCCAGUGAGUAUGGCAAAACGUGGAUUAAGGUGGGCGAAGAAGUCCUAAGAAAUGUCCAUAUGAAAGUCAAUAUAUCGAAUUUUUUUGUGGGUGAAAAUUGGAAAAUUCAUCCCGAUUGGGUUUACUGCAAGUAUCAUUACCUAGAGGGUCACGAAUUUAAAACUCCUGAAGCCGAGCUGAAACAUUUUUUAGGUAAGAUGGUACGUAAAGAUUGGAAAUGGGCAGAACAAUAUGAAGAUGAUGAAGUAGAUAGUGAUGAAGAUAAGGAGUUCAAUUGUGGGCGCGGAACAUUACACGAUGAUGCCUAUUACUGCAACAAAGAAUUAGUACACUUGUUAAUAUUCGAUGCCAAGGUGACUAAUUCCAGUUACGGGCAGUGGAAAUUUGAGAAUGAAGAAGAAAAAGCCUUAAUUGAGAGUUUCGGUGGUACACUACGUUUUGUAGCGACUAUGAGCGGUUUGACUCGUUGGCAAUUUAUUUACGGUGAAGUGGAGGUGGACACUGACAGAGAAUUUGGCGAUUAUCAUACUAAAGCUAUAGAUGAAACCUGGUACAAAAGUGCUAUAUUGCAACAUCACGAAGAACGGACCGAAAGUUUUGUUUAUUCGGUAAAGCAUGCACGGGAUCCCGAUGAAGAUAGUGAUUUGAAGGUGACAGCUUCUCAUGCUAUCUUCCCUAGAGAUGGUGGCAAAGAAGCGCCUGCUUGUGUUGUUGGUUUUCAAUUCUCGCAUGCUCUAAUGUUGGAACGAUUUUUCAAUAUUACUUCAAUAGAUAAUUGUAACGGUUGCAUAAAAACAUGUGAUAGCGAUGAAAAUGAAUGUUACGUCAUUGAUAAUAAUGCUUACAUUAUGUUGGCUCGCAAUGUUAAUCACACAGGAAAAUUUUUUGGCGAAUACCAAGGUGAUGUCAUGUUAGCCAUGGUGGAGAAAGAGAUCUUCCAAAGUAUAGAAGUCUACGAUUAUCAAGCUCUGUGUCCGACAGGGUCGGAUCAAAAUAGUGAAGGAAAUAUUUUGAGUCAUCCUUUACAGUUACUGACUUUGAGUUGGCAGUGGCUAGUAUCAGCAUUAUUCUGGUAUUAUUCUAAUAUCAAAUGGUGGGUGGAUGGAGCCCCAUUUUUAGAAUAUUUAGAUGAAAUUGAAGAUGAUUACGAAGCGGUCCCAGACAGUUUCUCCGGUGCACAGCAAAAAACCAAAGAAAUUAAUGAAGAAGGUGAACUCAUUUUCCAAGAGCCCGAACCACCACCAGUCUAUAUUAAUUGUGAUAAGCAAUCCACAUUGUAUUCCUUACAACCGAAUUCUUUGGAGGGUAUUAACGAUUACAUUAAAGUACCAAAUUCACGACCAUUCUAUUUGAAGAAAAUACCGAAUACAAAUUUAUUAUUGGUCGUGGUAAAUGUAUUGAUGCCCUCGAAGGGUGUACGUUUAACCACCGAACCACAACCUAUUGAAUACGAGACCGAAUUUCCGUGCUAUAAACUUAAUAUGAGUUUCUAUGAGCGACGACGUAUUGAGGAAUGCUAUACGGAACAUCCGGAUGAAGAUUUUUAUACUUAUUGUGGUAAAGCAACGUCCUUAAACUUGAAUUUUAUGACUUUUAUAAUGACUUUAUUUAUAAUUUUGUUAACACGUUUUAUAAAUAAUUGAAAAACGUUUUGUAUGUACAACUAUCUACAACAAAAUAAGAUAAAAACACCAUCUAGAAAAUAGAAGACAAACAACAAACGAUCUAUAUAUAGCCAAAUUUAUUAAACAACCAAAAAAAUAAUCAGGGAUGGAUAAAUAUUUUCCGAAGAUAAACUAAAUUUAAAAAAAAAAACAAAAAAACUAAACAAAACGGCGUCUAUAUUAAUAAACUAAGUGUCCAUCAUUGAAUAGGUUCUGUAACGAAACUGUUUCAGAUAUUACUACGAAUAAUAACCGACUAUAGACCCAAGCCAAAUAUAUUGUUUUCUAGAGGAAAUUUAUUUUUUAAAGCCAAUUGAAUUUUUUAAAAGGUUUAUUGUAAGAAACUGUUAUUUAGGAGAAAGUGAAAAGAAACUAAACGAAACAAGUAAUAGAUCCAUAUUCGUCUUUGGACGAAUCUUUUAUAUACUCACCGCCUUCAACUCAUACACAAAGAUAUUAAAAAGUAUAUUUAUUGUGCACAUGUUAGUUAGAGCGAGAACGACCAUCUUUGCAGCAAUCUUUAAAAUCGAUUUGCAACAUAUUUAAAUUAAUAUUUAUUGCUGUUUAUAUGUAAAAGGUUGAACUUUUCAAUUUUACCUUAGCCACGACAUUGGGAAAAUCCUGCCCAUUUUGAAAUUCGUUAUAUGGUUAUUAAUUAAUCGUCUAUGUCAAGUUUUAGCUCUACGCGUUUUCCUAGAAGCUGUAAACUGAAAAAUACACCAAGUACAUCGCCAACUUCUGGCGGUGCCAAUAGAAGUAUAACGCGAAAAAAUAAUAAAACUCAGAAGGCCCAAGUAAGCUAUGCCAACUUUCUUCACCUUAACCUUAUUCAGUUUCAUAUAUAAAAAUUAAGGAACACUAUUGUUUACGUUGUUAGUAUCUUCCAUAGCAAACAAAUUAAAUCAAGUAAAAAAAGCGCUGUAAUGAGUGGGUCACAUGGCACACUGCAUUAUUCAUAUGGUGAUUUUUUAAAGUGUGUAGUGUUCUAAGUAAAGUGGUCGAAAAGUGAUCAUUGGGCCGAAACAGGUCAAUGUACCGAAUUCCAUCAAUAUAUCUCAAAAAGACAGACAGACGGACAGACAAGCUUAAAGCGAUUCACAAAAUGACUCUGAAUCAAUCGGUGUAACAAAAAGUGGCUACCACAAACUUAAUAUACGCUUGUGCCACGAGUGGUCUGAAGCGAGCGGUGUUGAAUCAGGUUUAACUUAGGCAGCGAUGUUCUGGACAGCUUUGAGAAAUAUUAGUGGUAAACAUCUGCCUUAUUUCUUUUUUUUUUUUUUGUGCAAAUGUUUGAUAAUAGAUCCACCCAGGGUUUGCAAACUUCAUCUGCCCACCUACAACACCGUGUAAAUUUUCACCUUUGUAGUUUUAACAAGGGGCAGACCGACAGAAAGAAGAGAAUCUUGUGCACAAUGAGCACAUUUACAUUUGUGGUGCAUUUCUGAAGAUGAAAUGAUGAAACUAGCAUAUCUUUAGCUAUCUAUCGGUAGUGAGUAUCAAAAA